UGUUCGGACGGAACGGCUGACGUUCGAAAGCUGAAAUUGAACCCUGCACUCCACAUUCUUGCCGCUGACAGGCUCGGAAAGCUAUAAGUCAAAGUUUCGGUUCGGCAUUGAGAUGGUUGCUUCAAGUCAAGGGCGGAUUUUUUGGGAACGAGUGGCCUGUUGAUUGAGUGGUUGAGAAAUAGUGCUUGAACAGUGGGUAUUUCGUUGCAAUGCGAAACAAUAAUUAAAUGAGAGAUGAAACGUGUGAAUAGUGCAGGGUUUUUAUGUACCUUGAAUGCACUCGUACCUGAUAAGUUCAAUGGAUGGCUAAUCUACAGGGAUUUGACGAGAAAGAGAGACUGAACGUGCUCUACGAGAAGAACUGGACGAGGUUGGUGACUGCGCAGCUGAAGAGGUUCGAGAAAGCAGUCGUGGAUGCCGGUAAAUCAGACGAUACUUCCAGAUACUCAUCUAAUUCUUCCUCGUGGACUUACGGUGGGGCCUUGUUGUACUCCGUCACUCUGCUCACCACCGUUGGUUACAGCAGACUCACGCCUAAAACAACCCUUGGCAAACUGAUGACAAUCAUUUACGCCAUAUUUGGGGUGCCAUUGAUGUUGGUCCUCCUGUCUGAACUAGGCAGCAUGUUCGCCGGUGGUGCCACGAAGGGGUACAUGAAAUUAUGUUGCAAGCACAAGAGGCCGAGGUCCAAGAACGAUACACAUUCCAGCGUUGGGUAUCAUAAGGCGCCAUCCAGUCCGUCAGGAAAGCACUACUACAAGAAUAACGAAGAUUCCGCAUCUAUCCAACUGUCUUCCUGUCACGCCACGCCUAACCACCAUGGUGCUGUCACACCGGUUAAGCAUUCUCUGUGCCAUAACAGUCCUCAGCAGUACAUGGAAUACCACCACGUACACCACCAAGAGAUACCGAAGAGAGCCAUGCUGGCCACCGUUAGAUCGGGGAGGUCCAGGGGAGGCUGCAGACAGGGUCCCGUCAAACAGAUGCUGGUAGAUCCAUCGCUUUGUCCGCAACAUUGUCACGGUCCGCCCAUCGUCAAGAACUGCGCGUAUGGUGGCACUAUGAUCAUGGCUUCGGACAUCGAGGAAGGGGAAGAAGGAGAGGAUAACGAACAUGGAGGCUGCGCACACGCAACGCCAUCCAGAAUGCCCCUGAUCUGGAAGCAGCCUCUGGAGGACAACCAAUGCCACCAUCUCCAGAACUCCAAAGCCAGAGCCUCCGACACACCGUCAGUGCCUACGUCGUUGAUAGUCCUCAUCCUAGUCUCCUACAUCUGCGCAGGCGCGGCAGCUUUGGUGACUGCCAGCGGAUGGAACUUCUUAGAAGCCGUCUACUUCUGUUUUUUGGCCCUCUCGACGAUAGGCAUCGGCGACAAGCUACCCCAGAGUCCCGAUCUGUACGCGCAACUGCAACUCUUGGCGUGCUGCGUCUACCUCUUCGUCGGGCUGAUUCUGAUAGCCAUGUGUUUCAGUUUGGUGCAGGACGAGAUAACCAACAAGUUUCGACAGAUAGCGGGAAAUAUCGGAUAUUUUCGACAGUGAAGUGUAAAGAUAUUUUGUUCAUAUACUAAAUAAAACGUUUGAAUUA
Coccinella septempunctata (seven-spotted ladybird) is the source of this 1587-nucleotide messenger RNA. RefSeq lists its product as uncharacterized. Gene Ontology annotation, cellular component: membrane. The transcript has 5 exons. Gene Ontology annotation, biological process: potassium ion transmembrane transport; stabilization of membrane potential. Gene Ontology annotation, molecular function: potassium ion leak channel activity. The record is from RefSeq and is a predicted model, not a curated record. Bases 303 to 1541 code for a protein of 412 amino acids. Lineage: Eukaryota; Metazoa; Arthropoda; Insecta; Coleoptera; Coccinellidae.